CGACGGAAAACAACUUGCACAAGAAGAAAAUAGCGUUAUUUCAGGACACAGCCACGUCACUGGGUUUGCUGUUGAAUCCGUCGUCGAGCCGUGGGAUUCGCGCGCUCCAGUUGGCUUCAUCUCCUCAUCGCUUCACUCCAUUUCCCAUUUUCAACUUCAGAUUUCCAGGGCAAAGGAGAGAAACCCUAAAACCAGAGAGAACAACCGAUGGGGAAUUGGUUCGACAAAGAGCCACCACCGCCGGUGGUGCUGGUUCCGCCUCUCUUUGAUUUCCCUCCGUUGGCUGCCCGCACCAGGAUGCUGGAAUCAGCAUACAAUCUGUUGUUUGGGAAGCUUGCUUUGAAAUGCCUUUUUGAUGAUUACUUUGAAGAAGCAAGGCAUUUUAGCACUAGAAUGAUGCUGAAGCCAAUCGAUGAUCCUCGCGUGGAUUUGGUGGCAACUGUUUCAGGUCCACUUGAUAAUAAUACCGAUGUUGUUGGAAAUGCAACAUUUCGCUGGCAAGGUGAUGUUUAUGAUCCUCAUACAUUUGCGGAACUUUUCGUAUCAAACACUGAACCUGCUUUACAGGUCCGAUCAUGUGCUUACCAUCCUAGAUAUGGAUUUGGAGCAUUUGGCAUAUUUCCAUUGAUACCAAAGAAAAGAGUAGCUGAUGGUGUUAUGGGAUUGAGAUAUGGCUCUGGAAAUUUAUCAUUUGGAGUUAGAGUUCUACCUUCUGCUCUUGCCUCUACAAGUUUGAAAUCUGAUGGUGAAACACUACAGAAUGCAUGGCUGGUGAGCAAGAUGGGAUGUUUGACUGUUGGGGUUCAGUAUGAGCCACAAUAUGGAAGCAAUGAUGCCUUGAACUAUAAAAACAUAAAGAACUGGAGCUGUGCAAUUGGCUACGGAGUUGGGACAGGCAGCCCAUUGACCCCAUCUUUCAACUUUAGCCUUGAACUUGCUAAAAGUUCUCAGUUUAUCGCCUCAUUCUAUCAGCAUGUGGUGGUCCAAAGAAGGGUGAAGAAUCCACUUGAAGCAAAUGAAGUAGUUGGAAUAACAAAUUACAUUGACUUUGGCUUUGAGUUGCAGAAAAGGGUAGAUGAAGCUAAAGAAUCAAAUAAUAUCCCGGAUUCCACUUUUCAAGUAGCUGCAUCCUGGCAAGCCAAUAAAAACUUCUUGCUAAAGGCAAAGGUGGGACCACUCAGUUCAUCUGUGGCACUGGCAUUCAAGUCCUGGUGGAAACCUUCUUUUACUUUCAGCCUUUCUGCAACUAGAGAUCGUGCAGGAACUACAGCUUGUGGAGUUGGCAUUCGCAUUGAAAAUCUAAGAGAAGCCAGCUAUCAAAGAGCUGAUCCGAAUUUCAUUAUGUUGACACCAAGCAAGGAGCACCUAGCGAAGGGCAUUGCUUGGGAAGUUGGGAAAAGACCAGUGCUACAGUCAGAGAUAAAUGCUGGAAACUUUGAGAGCUUGCCAAAUGAAUUGAGACCCCUUGAUAAAAUUUUCUAGAACUCAUUGGUCUAUCAUGCAGGAUACAGUUGUUUCUUUUGUAGGAAGUAAUCGCUUAUGACUAGUUAGGACUUGGAUGAGAAUCCUAUUUCAGGCCAUUUCCAUCUGUCUACUUUUUGGAAGAAAAAGAAACAACCUUGGCACAUCAUCAUGAAAGGGUUUUCUCAAUAACCAUCUAUUGCUUAUUGUAGAACAAGAUCUGAUCGUUCUACCUAACGAGUUGUGGCCUGAUUAGCAAGGUAUUUUGAUUCUUUCUCACUUUGUUAAAAUCAUUAAAUUCCUUGGAUUGGUUAUAAAGGGGCAACUCUUCACAAAAUGCUAUAAUUCCUAGUCUUGAUUUUGAAAAAGACUGCAUCAUACCAGAAGGAUUAGGUGGCUGUUGUGCUGAAACCAUCAAAUGGAAGGAUUACAUAACUACUAUUACCAAAAACAAGGGAUUACAUAACUACAACUAUGAGCCUAGCCCGGCCCACUUCUAGCCCAAA
Messenger RNA from Rubroshorea leprosula, 1967 nucleotides. The record is from the annotation of a GenBank genome assembly. Lineage: Eukaryota; Viridiplantae; Streptophyta; Magnoliopsida; Malvales; Dipterocarpaceae.